UCCUCCAAUCCUUCCACUCUCUCCGCCACUCCUGCACCCCGGUAGGCAAAACCAUUCACGCAACGUUAGGGAUCAUGUUAGCGGCUGUGCCUUUUUAACGCUGCCUUCCGCGAGAGGGCUUCCGUCGCCCCUGCCAGUUCUCGACUCUGCGGUAGGAGGCUCAUUUACUGCCACUACGUUGGUUUGGAGUUGUCGAUCCCCCCCGCCAAUGGACGGGAGCUAGUUUAUCCCAAGAUGGCGGCGGUUCCUGAGCUGCCGUAAAGCACAGUUCCGAGCCGGGCUGACUCACGUGGGAGUGAGCCAGACUCGGGGUCUCCUGUAGCGUGGCCUCCCCAGGACUGUACCGAGCGCGCGCCGCUGCACCCGCUUCCGAGCCAUGCCUCACAGAAGGAAGAAACCCUUUAUAGAGAAAAAGAAAGCUGUAACAUUUCACCUGGUACACAGAAGUCAGAGGGACCCUUUGGCAGCUGAUGAUACUGCACCUCAGAGAGUUCUGUUGCCUUCACAGAAGGGAGAUGAGGAACAGAGGAGAGAAGAGCAGAGGAAAUACGGAGUGUUCUUUGAUGAUGACUACGACUACUUGCAGCAUCUAAAAGAAGCCUCUUGUCCCUCAGAGUUAGUCCCAUCUGAUGUGCCUGGUCAACCGAGCAGGAGUAUAGUGAGAGGGGAAGGAGAGAGAGAGGAAGAAAGUCAACAGAUUCCAGCUCCUGCUAUUAACUUGCCUUCCUCAGUGUUUGCCUCAGAGUUUGAAGAGGAUGUGGGACUGUUAAAUAAAGCUGCUCCUGUUUCAGGACCCCGUUUGGAUUUUGACCCUGAUAUUGUCGCAGCUCUUGAUGAUGACUUUGACUUCAAUAAUCCGGAUAAUCUUCUCGAAGAUGACUUUGUUUUAAAGGCCAAUGAGCCAGGGAAAGGAGACUGUAAAGGAGAGGAUUGUCGGGGCUCUGAUACUGAGGAUGAAGAUGAGUGGGAGGAUAUGGACGAUGAUGAUGGAAAGGACAACAAUGGUAGUGAUGAAGAUUAUGAUUCAGAGGGUCCUUUAUCAGAUGUUGAGGGAGUUAGUGAAGAGAUGAAAGAGUUUCUUUUCAUGCAAGAGGAGACCAAGAGCCGUUUCACAGCAUACUCCAUGACUUCGUCCGUAAUGAGAAGGAAUGAACAGUUGACCCUGCUAGAUGAGAGAUUUGAGAAGUUCUUUGAACAGUUUGAUGACGAUGAGAUUGGAGCGUUGGAUAAUGUGGAAUUAGAAGGCUUUAUUCACACCAACAGCUCUCGGUUGCAAGAAGUCCUGAAUGACUACUACAAAGAGAAAGCUAAGGACUGUGUGAAACCCGAUGCUCUUGAACCAAGAAAGGAUUUAGAUUCUCCCCUUAAUGAGAAGGGUGAGGAAGAAGAAGAAAUCAUAACUUUAGUUAUUGAGGAACCCAAAGACAAGUGGGACUGUGAAUCCAUUUUGAGUACGUACUCAAACUUGUAUAAUCAUCCAAAACUUAUUGAGGAGCCAGCAAAGUCCAAACCAAUCAAAAUUUCUCACAAGAGUGGAAUCCCACUGGAUAUCUUGCCUCAGAGAGGUCUUACGGCUAAGCAGAUCGAACGCAUGCAAAUGAUUGAUCAGAGUGAUCUGCCAAGAGUUUUCACACAGCCACGUUUAAAAAAUGAGAGCAGAGAGGAUCGAAAAGCUAGAAAACAAGCCAUAAAGGAAGAACGAAAGGAACGGAGAAUGGAGAAGAAAGCCAACAAAUUAGCCUUCAAGUUGGAAAAAACAAGGCAAGAAAAAGAACUGCUCAAUCUGAGACAGAACGUUCAAGGGCUCAAACUGUCGUAGUGGAACAGAUGACUUUUUCAUAUUGUGGAAAGUUCUUUGCAUUGGUCUUUGUGCUAGGAUCUUGGGAAGACACUGACUCUUUUAACCUUGUCCCUUCAUGGACAGAAGUUCAUAACAUGGUAUUUGAAUUUUUCUAUAACCAGGUCCAGUAAUUUGCCAUCUCUUUUUAAAUGUAAACAGCUGAAACAAUUUUUGGUUACAAAUUAAAAUUUACAGUAGUAUUACUGUAUUUUUCUGUCAUGAGCAUGGUAGCUAUUUAUAAACUGAGUUGCACUGGGAGUGUGUUAUACUUAAAUUACAGAAAAAUAUACAUUUUCUCUGCAACAGGUUUUGUACAUACUGAGAAAUUUUAACUAUUGUGAUUCAAGAGAUCUCACUGCUGUUUCUUGAUUAGAUUUACCUAUCUGAUUGUCCAUAAAAUAAUUUUCCCUCUCUUUUAUAAUGGUAUUUAAAUGCAGGUUCAGUUGGAAACCACUCUUUGACCUUAGCGCAGUUCAGUAUGUCAAGAAUAUGCAGUGUUUCCCCCCCAAGCCCUGUCCAACUGUCUGAAGUAUCUGUUGCUGUUUGAAUACUAUUGUGAAGAGUAUUGGAAAAUCGUAUUUUAAGAGAGAGGUUUAGAAAACCCUUUUUAAAUUUAAGGGUUGUCUAAAUUCACGUGAUUGUGCUUUCCAUUUCAUUUGGCGGGUGAAAUAAUUAAAGAUAUUUAAUGCAAGAUUUAGGUUGUGCCUUUAAAAUCAAAGUUAGCAACAUUAACGUCAUUUCCUUGUGGAAUUAACUUGGCUGUAUUGAACAGGCUUGCAUACAGUGUUUGCUAUAAAAUAUUCAAACAGUAAUAAGUCAAAACUGUACACACGCAG
Chelonoidis abingdonii (Abingdon island giant tortoise) is the source of this 2676-nucleotide messenger RNA. It is a transcript of the gene LTV1, whose product is annotated as LTV1 ribosome biogenesis factor. Gene Ontology annotation, biological process: ribosomal small subunit export from nucleus; ribosomal small subunit biogenesis. Lineage: Eukaryota; Metazoa; Chordata; Testudines; Testudinidae. The record is from RefSeq and is a predicted model, not a curated record. Gene Ontology annotation, cellular component: preribosome, small subunit precursor; nucleus; cytosol.